Molecule: messenger RNA, 591 nt
Organism: Dentiscutata erythropus
Lineage: Eukaryota; Fungi; Glomeromycota; Glomeromycetes; Diversisporales; Gigasporaceae
Source: the annotation of a GenBank genome assembly
AUGCCUAUCAAUGACGCUGAUGACUUGGUUCAAAUCCAAAAUAAGCACAAUGAAGUGAUCGAAGAGAACUUGCUUCACACAGUGAAUUUUUCUGAAUCAAUUAAAGACCUUCGAGAAAUUGUGCCUAAUGGUUCUGAGUUGAACGAAGUGGAUUUGCUAAAGAAUGCUGCAAUUCUUUUACAAUACCAACACAUGAGUAACAUGCAACUUUUAAAGGAAUUGAAAAUUAGAGAUGCAAUAAUUAUUGAAUAUACUAGAAAUUUUGAAAUCCAAAAUUCUGAAAUCAUUCGCCUUAGAAACUUCUAUAAUUAUCUUGAAGCAAAGUUGAAUAACGUAAAAGAAUUUGUGUCUCCAAGUCAAACACUCGUUGAAGAAAUACCAAGUCAAUUAAACAAGCAACUCGAUGAAGUAUAUGCGCUUGGAUUUUCUAGAUCAGCUUUGUAUUGGGUUCUGGCGGUUAUUGAACAAAAUCAAAUAAGUAGUCUGUUUGUUAGUGAAAAGGGUAGUGCUAACAAACGAAAAUAUGAUGUGAACGUUCCACGUGAUGUAAAUACUUGUAUCAAGGAUGAUUGUAAGGGGAACGAAUCGUGA